GUGCUCAAAAUGGCCGCCAUUUUGUUGGAUACAGAGCCUGCAGCGUAAUGUUAAAUUGUCGUGAAUUUUCUGAAUAACUUCACCCCUAUCUUUAAUUUCGGUAUUUGGUCUCGCACGAACUCAUCGGAUUCGCCGAGUGUGCAUAUCCGCUAACUCAAUGCCACGCAAAUUGCAAAGAGGGACAUGAUAACAAAAUAACUAAUAGCUUUGACGGUUGCUAGGAUAUUUUUGACAUACGAAUCAAAACUUUGUUAUAACGUCAUCUUCCUGAUUAAUUUAAAUAAGGUAGUUGUUCUGCCGUUGCUUUAUUUUGAAUGUUAUGGGGCGAUUUACGUGGAAUGAAUUGGCAGAUAUGCAUUUAACCCUUGGUGAAUCCAGAGGAAAUGCUGUAUUGGCUCGCGCGAUUUAUGCUAAUCGUUUUCCCAAUCGAAUGGUCCCAGAGAGAAGAUUUUUUCUUAAGGUCGACAGGAGUCUACGUGAGGGAGGACAAUUACAAGUGAACCCAGGUAUAAGAGUUCAUGCAAGACCUAUUCGUGAUAAUGUUGAGGAGGAAAUACUUCACAAUAUUGAAGAGGAUCCAAAUACAAGUACCCGAAAAAUUGCUGAUCACCUGAGGAUAAGCCAAACGUUGGUUUGGAAAGUUUUGCAUGAUAACCACCUUUAUCCAUUUAAAAAACAAAAGGUUCAGCAUCUGUUGCCCCAAGACUAUGCUAAUAGAUUCGCGUUUGCCACUUGGUAUCUUCAAUAAGGGGCUGAACACCCAGACAUUCGCCAAGCUAUUUUGUUUAGUGACGAAUCAACGUUUUGCCGAGAGGAAAAUUUCAACCCAAGAAACCCUUGAUGAAAACCUCAUGCUAAAUUUAUCCGUGGCUACCAACAAAAAUUCUCUGUGAAUGUUUGGGCAGGGAAUUAUUUGAUUUUUCUUCGAGAUGUACUGCCUGAACUUUUAGAAGAUGUGCCAUUGGAUGUUCGGCAAAUAAUGUAGCUUCAACCUGAUGGCUGUCCGGCACACUAUGGUCGCGUUGUCAGGGAAUAUUGGAACCAAAGAUAUCCUAGACGUUGGAUUGGGAGGGGAGGCCCAGUGGCUUGGCCAGCGCGCUCCCCCGAUUUAAAUCCCUGUGAUUUUUAUUUGUGGGGUCAUUUGGACCAACUUAUUUAUUCUACACCUGUGCCAGAUGAACAUAAUCUUUUGGCUCGCAUUGCAGUAGCUGCAGGCGAAAUUAAAGAUAGGGGUGAAGUUAUUCAGAAAAUUCACGACAAUUUAACAUUACGCUGCAGGCUCUGUAUCCAACAAAAUGGCGGCCACUUGG
Molecule: messenger RNA, 1310 nt
Organism: Anthonomus grandis grandis
Lineage: Eukaryota; Metazoa; Arthropoda; Insecta; Coleoptera; Curculionidae
Exons: 3
Coding region: 320-748 (142 amino acids)
Source: RefSeq, a predicted model, not a curated record